This is a messenger RNA of Thrips palmi, 474 nucleotides long. RefSeq lists its product as uncharacterized. The transcript has 4 exons. The coding region runs from base 1 to 474 and encodes 157 amino acids. The record is from RefSeq and is a predicted model, not a curated record. Lineage: Eukaryota; Metazoa; Arthropoda; Insecta; Thysanoptera; Thripidae.
AUGCCCGUCAUUCCGGGAGUUGGUGGUGGCACACCGCUCCGCUCCCUGCGCCUCUACGGCCACAGGCUGGCCCCGCUGCUCGGCGAGGUCCAAGGCCGCCUGCAGAGCGUCGCCGUGGCUGGCGUCGUGGGGACGCCCGUCCACCUGGCGAGGCAGCCCGAUCUGGAGGAGUUGCGUCUGGAGACACUCGGCGCGCCCUCCUACCUGGAGGUGGCAGCGCUGCUGGGGGCUCCAGGACUGGCGCACCUGAGAAAACUCACGGUGACCUCCGGCAUGUCCUGCGACCCGGUGGUCCGGGCCAUCACUGCCGGCCAUCUGCUGGGGCUCACCAGCCUCACGCUGGCGGUGCCCCAGCAGUCGAUCCUGGUAUUCGCGGCGGCGAUGGCCGGGACCAGCAUGCCAGCGCUCCGGACGCUGCGAACUCUAAUUAUUAUUUCCAAGUCUCAAGAUGAAUGGGUAUGGACUGAACCCUAA